UGCCCAAAACCCGGAAGAAGUAAAAAUCUUGAUUCCCCCAAACGAGGUUGUUGAUACAACAAGGAAGGCUUCGAGUUUUGAGUUUGGAGUGAUAUCAUAGCAUACCGUUGCACGGCUCUUAAAAUUCGCUCAAGAUGCAUUUUCUUGCUAGUUUGGCAUUUUCAGUCACAUUUUUCUUGCUAGUUGAAAGCAGAAAUUUGUCUACUGGUGAAAAACAAUGGGAUCAUAUCAUAUUUACCCAGCAGUGGCCAGAGUCAGCAUGUGAACAUGUCAAUGCAUCUGGACAGCAUUCAUGUGAAAUUCCAAGUUCUACAAAUGCAUGGGCUGUUCAUGGCAUUUGGCCCAGCAUGGGUGAUACCAAAGGUCCAAAUUACUGCAAUGAGAGUUGGAGUUUUGAUCCAUCCAAAAUCCAGGGGAUUCUGUCAGAAUUGAAGGCUGAGUGGCCAAAUUUAUAUACAGACACAGAACUGUACAGCUUUUGGGAACAUGAAUGGGUGAAGCAUGGAACUUGUGCUGCAAGUCUUGACUCCUUGAGGGGCGAAAUGAAAUACUUCAGUACGGGGCUGUCUCUUCAUAAGAAAUAUGAUGUCAUGGGCACCCUUGCAAAACGUGGAAUUUCACCCUCUCGAUCAAAGACUUAUGACCUCACUGAUGUUGUCGGAGUUCUUCAAGAUGAAUUUGGAUAUUCUGUGUGUAUUGGCUGUGUUUACAAUCAGGAUAUUGGUCAAAUGCUGUAUCAAAUGUACAUAUGUCUGGACAAAAGUCUAAGCAUGAUAGACUGUCAGCAUUGCAGUCAAAGUUGUCGGCAAGAAGAGAAAUUGGUUUAUCACCCAAUUGAAAAUAACAUCGUUUACUAGAUGUCAACUUUUUAUUUUGGCGAUAAUAUGUUCGCAUUUGAUUGUUCUAGUUGGUAGAAGCAGAAAAUCAUUUUUGUAUCUGUGGACGGGAUGGGAGAUGUUUGCUUGGAUUGAUUUGUAAACAAAAA
Molecule: messenger RNA, 985 nt
Organism: Rhopilema esculentum
Lineage: Eukaryota; Metazoa; Cnidaria; Scyphozoa; Rhizostomeae; Rhizostomatidae
Product: ribonuclease Oy
Biological process (GO): RNA catabolic process
Cellular component (GO): extracellular region
Molecular function (GO): RNA binding; ribonuclease T2 activity
Source: RefSeq, a predicted model, not a curated record